AUGGACCUGCCCUACUACCACGGGCCCCUGUCCAAGCUACACUGUGAGAAGCUGCUGCUCCAGGACGAGGUGGACGGCAACUUUCUGCUGAGGGACAGUGAGACACUGCCUGGGGUCCUGUGUCUCUGCGUAUCGUUCAGAAACUUUGUCUACACCUAUCGCAUCUUCAGAGAGAAAGCCGGGCAUUAUCACAUUGAGACAGUGCCAGGCCUGAGAAGGCUGGUGUUCCCUAACCUGCAGGAGCUGGUCGCCAAGUUCCAGAAGCCAAACCAGGGGCUGGUGGUGGCACUGUUGCGGCCCAUCCCCCGGAGUGGCCCGUGUCUGCGCUGGAGGAGCUCCAAACUACAGCUGGGCACUGCCUCUGAGAAUUGCAACAGUGAUUAUGUGCAGGUCCUGCCUUGA
Molecule: messenger RNA, 402 nt
Organism: Suncus etruscus (white-toothed pygmy shrew)
Lineage: Eukaryota; Metazoa; Chordata; Mammalia; Eulipotyphla; Soricidae
Gene: SH2D1B
Product: SH2 domain containing 1B
Exons: 4
Coding region: 1-402 (133 amino acids)
Source: RefSeq, a predicted model, not a curated record